Molecule: messenger RNA, 1365 nt
Organism: Selaginella moellendorffii
Lineage: Eukaryota; Viridiplantae; Streptophyta; Lycopodiopsida; Selaginellales; Selaginellaceae
Product: 2-oxoglutarate-Fe(II) type oxidoreductase hxnY
Exons: 12
Coding region: 42-1040 (332 amino acids)
Source: RefSeq, a predicted model, not a curated record
ACGGGUUUCAAGUUUUAGGGCUCUUGUUAAUUUGGACAGGUAUGGGGUCGGAGCGGCAGCUGCUUGAAUGCAUAGAUAUCUCUUCGCCGGAUGUGAAGAGCCUGGCUCUACAGCUAAGAAAGGCAUGCUUGGAAACUGGGUUCUUCUACGUUAUCAACCACGGGAUCGGCGAAGCCUUCAUGGAGGAGGUGUUUAAUCAGACCCGGAAGUUCUUCAAGCUUCCCUUGGAAGAGAAAACGAAGGUGCUACAGGACAAGAGAAAUCGGGGCUAUACUCCCUACAGCGAGGAGAAACUCGAUCCUGUCAAGCAAAUUGCUGGGGAUUCGAAGGAAGGCUAUUAUAUCGGCCUUGAAAUCCCGGAAACUGAUCCUAGAGCAAACGAGCCUUACCAAGGACCAAAUCAGUGGCCUUCACCAGAGUUACUACCAGGAUGGAGGCAAACAAUGGAGAAGUACUUUCAAGAGGUCGAGAAUUUAUCUAGGCGGCUCAUAAAACUCAUUGCGAUCUCUCUGGAUUUGGAUGAGACUUUCUUUGAUAAACCAGGGAUGUUUGAUCAUCCAAUGGCACUGUUGCGGUUGCUUCACUAUCCAGCUGGAGUUACGAAUCCAGAGAAGGGAGAGUUUGGUGCUGGCGCUCAUAGUGACUAUGGGAUGCUUACGCUUCUUGCGACUGAUAGUGUUCCUGGUCUUCAGAUUUGCAAAGAGAAAGAUGCCAAACAGCAAGUGUGGGAGGACCUACAACCGAUCAAAGGAGCUUUCAUAGUGAACCUGGGAGAUAUGCUCGAACGAUGGACGAACAAUCUAUACAGGUCAACUCUGCACCGCGUUCUGAACCAUGGAGAAGAGCGCUACUCGAUACCUUUCUUCAUGGAGCCAAAUUUUGACUGCAUUGUGGAGUGCCUGCCAACCUGCUGCAGCCCGUCCAAUCCGCCAAAAUAUCCUCCCAUCAAGAGCGGUGAUCACCUCACAUACCGUUACCAGAUUACUCACAAAGGCUUGGAUGCAAACGCUAAGGAAAGUGUUCCCCAACCUGUCCACUAGGACGGUGGCAAUGUAAUGUGUAUGGUGCCUUCAUCUUCGUGAGUUGUCCAAAAAAAAUCGUGCUGAGCUUGGCUCGUAUAUGGUAGGCGUCAGAGCGUUGCCGCGCCUCGAGCAUCUCUGAGUUCUUUGUCCUCAUAAAUACUUCAUGCAGCAGGUCAUAAACGCCAGCGGUGAACGGACAGAGCAUGUAGUUGAAAACCUCCGAGAUCUCUGACAGUCGGUUCAUUCGCUCGUAGGCUCUGAUCAUAGUCUCGUACACACCAGGCGUUCUGUUGAUUCCUUUGUCGAGGAUUGCGGUGAAGAAAUUGAUUCACGACUCGUAAUA